Messenger RNA from Ruditapes philippinarum (Manila clam), 809 nucleotides. RefSeq names its product complement C1q tumor necrosis factor-related protein 3-like. The record is from RefSeq and is a predicted model, not a curated record. The transcript is spliced from 2 exons. Gene Ontology annotation, molecular function: protein binding. Lineage: Eukaryota; Metazoa; Mollusca; Bivalvia; Venerida; Veneridae. Bases 12 to 794 code for a protein of 260 amino acids.
CGGUGAUAUUUAUGUUGUUUAUUCUUGUGACGUCAUCGGUUGCUGACAAUUCAGACAAGCCAGUAACAGAUAAUCGUGACAUAGCUAAAGAAUUUGACGAUUUUAAAAAAGCUUUGACCGAAACCCAUGCACGAGACAUUCAAAGACUUGAGGAUAUUAUAAAUGCUCAAGGAAUGCAAAUUCAAAAGCUUGAAUCUGACAAUGCUUUGAAGGAUUCUGCAAUACAGGAUCUGCAAGGAAAAACAGAAAAAAUAACUGUCAAGAAGGACGUUGUUUUGAAAAGUGCUGGGAAAUCACAAAGCGACGAAACGUUUAGAAAAACCUUUUCAAAAUCACAAGUCUCCCUGCAGAAGAGAGGUCAACAUAAUAUGAUGAAAAGAGCAAGCGCCGAAAGCAAGGUUGCAUUUUUUGCCUCAGUUACAACCGACCUUGAACAUUUGGGUCAAGACCAAGAUAUCAUAUUUGACCACGCUGUUACAAAUAUUGGUAAUGGUUAUCUACCACACCACGGAACAUUUGUGGCUCCAGUCUCUGGAACCUAUGUUUUCUCUGUAACAUUAAAUCACUGGGGAGCAGCGGAUACCUGGGGUCAUUUUGUUGUUAAUGGGUCAAUUGUUGCAAAAUUACAUUUGCAUAACGGACAAUCCUCUCAGACGGUAAUUGUAUAUUUGAAACAAGGAGAAGACGUUUCAGUACAAAACACAGCGACAGACCGGGUCAUAUAUGGGGACCGCUACAGCACAUUUUGUGGAUUUCUACUGUAUGAAGAUUUCUCUGUAAACUUUGUUGGCUAAAUAAAAUUGAUUGGA